CUCCAACGUGGCCAGAAUCAAAGUUCCCGAACUAUUUAUAUAUAGGUCCCGCCCCGGCCUAUAUAUGUAUAUAUAGGUCUGGAGCGGUAUAGGUCUGGCGAGCUGGGCAGAAAGAAACUCAGAAGCAGUGUGUGCGGCAGAUAUCCCCUUUGAUAGUGAGUCAUGGUAGCGCCUAUGAAGGGCCAAGUGUGUGUGGUAACUGGUGCCUCCAGGGGUAUUGGCCGUGGCAUUGCCUUACAGCUGUGCAAAGCAGGUGCCACAGUUUACAUUACCGGCCGUCAUCUGGACACCCUUAAAGCUACUGCCCAAGAGGCACAGGCUCUCGGGGGCCGGUGUGUACCAGUGGUGUGCGAUUCAAGCCAGGAGAGUGAAGUGAAAAGCCUGUUUGAGCAAGUAGAUCGCGAACAGCAGGGCCAGCUAGAUGUUCUGGUCAAUAAUGCCUAUGCUGGUGUCCAGGCAAUCCUGAAUACCAAUAACAAGUCAUUCUGGGAAGUGCCUGCCUCCAUUUGGGAUGAUAUUAACAAUGUUGGACUCAGAGGCCACUACUUGUGCUCUGUGUAUGGGGCACGACUGAUGGUGCCAGCUGGCAAAGGACUCAUCGUGGUUGUCUCCUCCCCCGGGGGGCUGCAGCAUAUGUUCAAUGUCCCUUAUGGUGUGGGCAAAGCUGCGUGUGACAGAUUAGCUGCUGACUGUGCCCAUGAGCUACGGCGCCAUGGCGUCAGCUAUGUAUCUCUGUGGCCAGGGAUGGUGCAGACAGAACUGCUGAAGGAGUUCAUGGCGAAAGAGGAGCAACCUGAGGAUCCUAUGUUUAAGAAGAUUAAAUCAGCUUUCUCAUCGGCCGAAAGCACAGAAAUGAGUGGCAAGUGCGUGGUGGCCUUGGCGACAGACCCCAACAUCCUGAACUUGAGUGGGAAGAUCCUGCCAUCCUGUGACCUUGCUCGGCGCUACGGCCUUCGGGAUGUGGAUGGCCGCCCUGUCCAGGACUACUUUUCUCUGGGCUAUGCCCUCGCACAUGUCUCCAACCUGGGAUGGCUGGCCUCCUACUUGCCUAGCUUCCUCCGUGUGCCCAAGUGGGUUAUCGCCCUCUACACCAGCAAAUUCUAACCUCCUCACCUGCUAGCCCAGCCCUUCCAGAACCUCUUCUCAUUGAGGCUUGGGGGAGGGGGGGCUGCCUCAGUGGAACAAAAUAGCCUUCUCACACACCCAUGUCCUUCUUAAGAAAAGAAGGUGGCUGCCAGGCAUCCGGUGAGUUCUGGGGGCUCUGAGAGGUUCCUUGUGUCUUGGUUUUCCCUGUCUCUACAGCUCAGUAUUUUGUUUCAGUAUUUAAAAGUGCUUAUAAAUAGAAGCUAAUAAAGGUCUUGUCUCCCCUUCAAUAA
Meriones unguiculatus (Mongolian gerbil) is the source of this 1376-nucleotide messenger RNA. It is a transcript of the gene Dhrs1, whose product is annotated as dehydrogenase/reductase 1. The transcript is spliced from 9 exons. Lineage: Eukaryota; Metazoa; Chordata; Mammalia; Rodentia; Muridae. The record is from RefSeq and is a predicted model, not a curated record. The coding region runs from base 163 to 1104 and encodes 313 amino acids.